AUGUCUGGAAUACCAAAAAUCGACGUGCCAGAGGACGAACGGCGCGCAAUCUUUGCAUACCUGAGGCGGCAGGAUCCCGCGACAAAGAAAUGCUUUGAUUGUCCGAACAAAGCUCCGACAUGGGCUUCGAUCCAUUUUGGUAUCUACGUCUGCAUCGAUUGCUCUGGUCGUCACCGUUCUCUCGGGACGCAUAUUACAUUUGUACAAUCGACGGAUAUCGACCAGUGGACGGUGGAAAACUUGCGGUACAUGAAGCUCGGGGGGAAUACGGCCGCUGCGAAUGUACUUGGAACGGGCGAUGGUGGUGUACGCAAGUAUGUGGACCAUAGAGGCAAUUUACUACCUCUCCCGGCGAAUUACAAAGAAAAGCUCAAGGCGUUGGUCGACAAGGACCGUGCAUUGUACCCAGAUCGUGUAUAUAUUGAAGCUCUAGACGAGGUCAAGCCCGCUGCGAGUGCGGACGCCGCGGAAGAAGACGAGCUUGACUGGCUCGACACCGCUUCGACUCCAGCUGCACUACCAGGUAUCGGACGAACAGCUUCGGCCUCGAGCACGGCGAGUCGGACGACCACCUCGAGCGCACUGCUCAACGCCUCUGCUUCAUCACCCACUACGACACCCACCGCGAGUCGAACGACGUCGAGCUCAACGUUGGGUUCUGUCAAAAAGUCGUCGACACUCGGUGCGACCAAGACUUCUACGCUUGGCGCGACAAAGACGGGCUCCAAGCUCGGUGCGAAAAAGGGACUCGGAGCGACAAAAGCCGCAGGAGCCGGGGGCGCGAGCUCCUUUGAAGAAGCGGCGAAACGCGCACAGGAAGAGGAGGAAAAGAGGCUCAAAGAGGAAGAGUUGCGAAAAGCCAAAGAGGAGGAAGAACGUCUACGAGCGGAAGAGGAACGAAAAAAGGCGGCAGAGGCGAGAAAGGCGGCUGGUAUCGCUACGCCACCUUCUGGCUCGGCUGCAACCACGACCACUGCGAGUGCCAAGUCGAGAGAGCGACAGGCGAGUAUCGGUGGUGGGCAGGAUAUGGAGCGUCUUGGUAUGGGUGUUCGUAAGAUGGGCUUUGGGAGCGUCGGAGCUGGUGCAGCUGCUGCCGCGUCAACAGCAGCGGCGGCGAAGAAGAAACAGGAAGAGGAGACGCGUGCUGCACGGGAUCGAUUUGGGAACCAAAAGGCCAUCUCAUCGGAUAUGUACUUUGAGCGCAACGACUAUGACCCGGACACGGUCGCCGCGGCGCAGAAUCGACUUCAAGAAUUCAAAGGCGCGACUUCCAUCUCUUCUAACCAGUACUUUGGUCGUGAUGAGAAUGAAGAGGGGCAAGGGACGAGCUAUAGCGGGUCGGGAGGUGGAUACAUUGCGAGUGAUAAUCUUAGCGGGAUCGAGAAUGCCGCUAGAGAUGCAAUCCAGCGAGUGAUGAACAAUCAGGAUGUCCAGCAACUCGGUGAGGCGUUACGAACAGGGGGUCUCAAGUUGUCGGAGUACCUUGCAAAGAUGGGUUCGGAUCG
Molecule: messenger RNA, 1505 nt
Organism: Serendipita indica DSM 11827
Lineage: Eukaryota; Fungi; Basidiomycota; Agaricomycetes; Sebacinales; Serendipitaceae
Source: the annotation of a GenBank genome assembly